ACAGGAGCUCCAGGUGUGGAUCCUGACACCCAGAGGCCACGCCCCUUGUCCAGCAUGAACAUGUUCAGGAGAGAUUUAGGCUCGACAGCGCCGACUCCAGCGGUUCCACCCAGACCAAGCAAGGAGGAUAUGGACAACCCCAUCACGCACAGCCUGAGCGGACAGGACGUGGGGACAACCGCAGCCUCGCGGGAAAACAGCAGUGAGAUCAACCCAAAGCCCAAGAGGGCGGGGGUGAUGGGAGUUAUGCAAAAGGUCAACCCAUUCAAGUCUACGUCGCAGGCCUCCUCCUCCACCUCCUCCACCUCCUCCUCCUCCUCUUCGGUCAGCAAAGCUCCUUCCUCAGAAACACUAGAACAGGAAACAGACUUAACACGGAACCCUGGUGUGCUGAAAGGGGUCAUGCAGAAGGUCAACCCAUUCAAGUCUACCUCCCAGGUCACAAAAGCUCCGUCCUCAGAGUCACUGGAACAGGGAAGAGUUUCAGACUCUAGUCAGAGCCCUGGUAUGUUGAGAGGGGUGAUGCAGAAAGUCAACCCGUUCAAGCCUUCCACACAGGCGCCAAAGGGCGAUCCUCCAAAUGAUGCAGGAGAUCCAGCCGAGACAGAAAAAGAAGUUCAGGGCAAACAGAAUCCAGGGAUGAUCGCGGGAAUGAUGCAGAAAGUCAACCCGUUCAAAUCCUCACAGCCAAAGGAUACCCAGUCUCUACACAGUGACCUCUCCUCCAGCAGUGGAAGCUUGGCAGACAAUAACAACUUCCCAGAGAAGCAGAAUCCAGGGAAGAUCGCGGGAAUGAUGCAGAAAGUCAACCCGUUCAAGUCCUCACAGCCAAAGGAUACCCAGUCUCUACACAGUGACCUCUCCUCCAGCAGUGGAAGCUUAACCGACAACAACAACUUACCAGAGAAGCAGAACCCUGGCAUGUUCAAAGGGAUGAUGCAGAAAGUGAAUCCCUUCAGGUCUUACACUCAGACACCAGCUGGGUUUUUACUUGCGGUUUUGUUGUUGAUCCAGAUGCCAGACGAGGAGUGUCAAACAGACUCUGCGGUGCCAAAAACAUCUUCCUCAUUUAAGACACAGGACAAAAAAGCAAUUGACGGAGAGAACUCCAGCAGCUCUGAAAGCUUGGAUGAUAGCACCAUAGAGAGACAUACUAUUUGGUACACCGAUGCCGACACCAGCUGUGAAGUGAAAAACCAGCCAACAGCGGCACCGAAGAGAAGAACUAUGACUUUCAGAAUAAAGAGGAUUCUGCCGACUGCGCUGUUUGGAUCCGGAACGAAGGACUCGGCAACAGCGUCCUCCGACACUCCCCAGGAGACGGUGGAAGUGCAGACGCUGGAGUUGGCUGAAGGAACAGUCCUGGACCCUCUAGACGACGAGGAUGGCCUUUUAGCGUGGUGGGGAACAGUAGAAGGUUGGGAUGAGUGGAAUGACGGAAACCAGGAUGAAGAAGCUGAAGACGUGGUGGAAGAAGCAGCCGAUCGCGUCUUCAUGGCGGCUCGUCUUUUUGUUCGGUUCUUCAACCAGCGUGGCGGCUCACUCCAGCAGCGUAUCCUCGAGCUGCUCUCUUUGGCCGAUGCAGCUGACACAUUCCACAAAAAAACCGUCACGGCCAGUGUCGGCGGCGGGGUGGCGAGCGUGGCAGGCUCGAUCACCACCAUCACGGGCCUCAUUCUGGCGCCCUUCACGGCGGGAACGUCGCUCAUUGUCACGGCCGUGGGCAUCGGCAUAGCUACGGCGGGCGGCGUGGCAUCGGCUUCGGCCAACAUCACGGACACGGUCCAUUCGAAGACGGACCGCAAGAAGGUGGAGAAGAUGAUCCAAGACUACGAGGAGGAGAUAAAGGACAUCAAGGAGUGCCUGGAGUUUCUGCAGGAAGGGAUGGAGACACUUGAAGAGUGGAACUUUGAGAAGUACGCUGAAGCCAUCUCAAAGAAGCACCUCAACCAAAACAUCAAACAUGUAAUGAAGGAGGGCGGCCGGGCUGGCAAGGCUUUAAUGAUCAACACAGAGAGCCUGAUUAGCACUGUUCAGGUCCUCAGCGUCGCAGGAGGCGCCGCCAAAGCCGCCCAGGUGAUGAGCGUCACCACCGGGGUUAUGUCGGGCCUCUUCCUGGCUCUCGACGUCUUUUUCCUGGCCAAGGACUCUGUGGAGCUCAGAAAGGGCGCGAAGACAGAGUUUGCUACCAAGAUCCGAGAAGUUUGUAAGGACUUGCAGGAGGGGCUGCUGGAGCUGAACCGGAUCAAGGAACAGCUGCAGAUGACCAUGGAUGGGAUAGAGGUGGAGGUAGAGGAGGAGGAAGUGGAUGAAAACCUCUUGAAGUCUGAACUGAAGAAGCUUGUCGAGCUUGAAGAAUAAAGGACAAACCGAAGCCUCACUCUUAAAAACUACUUUUCAAAAAGUUUUAACAGAAAUAGCGUCGUAGUUUUUUGGUGUUUGGGAGUUUUUACAGUCACUCAACUAUUACUGGAACUUUUUCUUCCAAGAACUGUUUUGGAAUAAUAUAUUUUAAGUAUUUAUAUUAUUUAAAGUAGUUAUUUUAAUUAUCAUGUGUCAUUUGGUAAAUGGAUGCCAGUUUCUUUAAUAAAAAUAUUUUCCUGCCAUUUUUUUU
Molecule: messenger RNA, 2614 nt
Organism: Larimichthys crocea (large yellow croaker)
Lineage: Eukaryota; Metazoa; Chordata; Actinopteri; Sciaenidae
Gene: apold1b
Product: apolipoprotein L domain containing 1b
Exons: 25
Coding region: 55-2361 (768 amino acids)
Biological process (GO): lipid transport; lipoprotein metabolic process
Cellular component (GO): membrane; extracellular region
Molecular function (GO): lipid binding
Source: RefSeq, a predicted model, not a curated record